Molecule: messenger RNA, 963 nt
Organism: Symbiodinium necroappetens
Lineage: Eukaryota; Dinophyceae; Suessiales; Symbiodiniaceae
Source: the annotation of a GenBank genome assembly
AUGCCUUCCCCAAGCAUGUCAGGUGGCUUGAACAAGGCUACGCGAGACAAGAUGUCCUUGAAGCAGGAUCCUGACCUGGAGGCAGCUACGUGGGAAGAAGCCUUGGCCGAGCUCCAAAGUGGAUGGAUUUGGCAGGCACCUAAAGUCGAGGAUGAUUUUAGAGUUUUUGCCAGGAGAUUUGGAAUCUCCCAAAAUGGUAAGAUCAGGGUCAUAGAUGACUGUAGUUGCUGUGGCUUGAAUGCCACGGUGGGGACGGUUGAAAAGUUUAUCGUGCAUGCCAUCGACCGGAUGGCCUCCAUGUUGGCAUAUGCACUUGGCCUUUCAAAGGAUCACUGCAUGUCUUUGUGCGGCAGAACAUAUGACCUGAAGGCCGCCUAUAAACAAUUCCCCGUGGCUUGCCAGGACAGAGAGUUCUUGAGGAUGUAUGUCAAUCAACCGGGUGUUGCUGAGCUCACAGCUGUGGGCCUCAACGCGCUACCGUUCGGAGCCAUAGGCUCCGUUGCUGCCUUUCUCAGGGUUAGUACUUCGGUUUGGAUGUUGGGUGUGGUUGCCUUAAAGGUAAUUUGGACCGCAUUCUUUGACGAUUACAGCGUGGUUACCAAGACCUCCCUUCAGAAGAAUGUGGCCUUUGCCGUUCAGUCGUUGUUUGGGUUGCUGGGCCUAACUUAUGCGACCGAAGGAAAAAAGGCACCAGAUUUUUCGCCGACAUUCAACAUGUUGGGCCUGGUCGUUGACAUGACCGGCUUCAAGGAUAAAGUUAUCAAGAUCGGACACACCGCGAAGCGUAUCCAGGAGCUUGUCGAGUCGCUUGACACCGUGACUGCUGCAAACUUGUUGUGCCCCAAGGAGGCUGAGAGACUCCGUGGCCGCAUGAACUUUUUUGAAGGCUAUGCUUUCGGUCGUGGCCCUGCGCAAGCCGUCAAGCUCCUAGACCGACAGGCUCGCGCUGGAUUGAACGAUUAG